GUGGAGCAGAGCCCAGGCAGCAGAUCCACACAGCAGAGCUGACACCGCUGAGCUCCAGGACAGGAUGGUCACACACCUGCCCCGGCCAGGUAGGACGUGUCCACCUCUAUGGGGUGACAGGUUUCCCCUUCCCGCAGUCAUGGGGAGAUUGGAUCUGUAAUUCAGGCUUGCAGCAAUAGCCACAUUGAAGUCCUGCUUCCUUCUUCCUGGUCAACCUGUGCACAGCCCUGCAGGUAGAGUAGAGUCUGCAAGACUCCCAGGUGAAGAAGAAGAAGACAUGGAGGAGCAACACAAGGAGAGCAAAGACAAGAGCCAGGGCUCCAAGAAGCUCUUCAGGAGCAAGUCCCUCAGGUCUGUGGGAAAUUUCAUGCAGAGGAUCCUGAAAACUUUGAGUAAUUUGUCUCACCUGGUGGAUGGAGAGCAUAACAACUUGAACGUGGAGGAUGAUGAUGGGGGCUUCAAGCAGAAAACCUACCCUGGAGAAGCCAAAGGCUCCGCAAAUGAGGAUUAUAGAGUUGUCCAAGGAGGCGACGGCAACAAUAACCUGGGCAAAGCUCAUGUGAUGCUCAAAUCUCAGGAGAGGUCUUCCUUGAGCUCAGAGGACAAGGUUCCUGGCGUCCAGGGGCUGAAGAACCAUGGAAACACCUGCUUUAUGAAUGCUGUGGUCCAGUGCUUGAGUAACACUGACCUCCUGGCGGAGUACCUGGGGAUGGAGCAGUUCAGGGCAGAACUCAACAGGACUAAGGGGGAUGAGGGUCUUCAGAAGGGGUCUACAGAGGAGAACUCACUGGUUGGAAGAGGGGAGGUCACUGAGAGGUUGGCCACCUUGGUCAGAGGCCUAUGGACCUUUGAGUACACCCCUCAACUUUCUGCGGAGUUUAAGAAUGUCGUGGCCAAGUAUGGCUCCCAGUUUCGGGGGAAUUCACAACACGAUGCCUUGGAGUUUCUUCUGUGGCUACUGGACCGGGUCCAUGAAGAUCUCAACUCACCAUCUCAGAAGUCCAAGAUGUCGGUCAAGCCCCCGGGUUCUGAUCACGGCUCUGUGACCUCCGUACCCUCCUCACCCACGGAGAGUUUUGUCAAAGAGCAUUUUCAAGCUCAGUACAGAUCUUCCCUCACUUGUCCGCACUGCCAGAAGCAGAGCGACACUUAUGACCCCUUCCUGUGCGUUUCUUUGCCCAUUCCCCUGCGACAGACAAGCCCUGAAACAUUACUUUAGUUUUUCCAAACCAAGCAGCAGCGGUUCCUCCGCAUAGGUCUGGCCGUGCCGUUGUUUGGCACCGUUGCAAGUCUACGUCAGAUGGUGGCCGAUCUGGGCAAAGUUCCUUCAGAUCAGGUGAUCCUCGUUGAGUUACACUCCAGCGGCUUCCAAAGAUCCUUCUCCGAUGAUGAAGACCUGAACACCAUUGCUGAAGGAGACCCGAUCUACGCCAUUCAGGUCCCUCUGGCCUUAAACAAACUAUCGGCCUCUAGUAGGAGCUCAGGGUAUCCUCACAGCCUUCCCUCCUCCCCCCGCUGCUUCGAUCAAGAUGUGCCAAAGUUACCUGGAGGAGCCUCCAUCUCAUCUGAGUUCCUGGCAUCAAGUUCUAAACUUCUUCUACUUCUGUGCAAUUUGGAAAGUGGGAGUCAGCAGGCAGCAAGGUUCGGACCUCCGCUGGUUUUACGGGAGGACAGGGCAGUAUCCUGGGAUCAACUGGAGCAAAGCAUCUUGGGAAAGAUCCGAUAUUUGAUGAGGAGUGACGCUCACCCUUCAGGCGGAGGAGUGAUCUUCAAUGUCCGUGUGGUGGGGGCGCCAGUGAGCAGCUGUUAUUUGUCAUCCAAGGAUGCCCGACCCCUUCAGCACCCAUCUGUGAGCAGGGCUCUGCAACUAUGCGGGACUGGAGGACCACCUCAUGUGAAGCUGGCUAUAGAAUGGGAGCCCAGGGUCAAAGAGAGAUUAUUUGGGAGUAUACAGGAGGAAGUGGUUCAGGAUGAUGAAUCUGUAAGAAGCCAACAACUGGAGCACCAGCAGCAGACCUGCACCCUGAACGAGUGCUUCCAGCUGUAUACCAAGGAGGAGCAGUUGGCUCCAGACGAUGCUUGGAGGUGUCCCCACUGUAAGGUGCUGCAGCAAGGUACAGUCAAACUGAGCCUAUGGACCCUCCCGGAUAUUCUCAUCAUUCAUCUCAAGAGGUUCCGGCAGGUCGGUGGCCGCAGGAACAAGUUGUCUACUCUAGUCAAGUUCCCCUUGAGAGGGCUGGAUAUGGCACCACAUGUCGUUAAGCGAGGCCAGGGAAGCAAACGUCCCUUAGGACAAUGGUCAUCCUGGAAGCAGCCUCCAUACCAACUGGAUAAUGGGCACCUGGAUGUACUGUAUGAUUUGUACGCAGUGUGUAACCAUCAUGGAAACUUACAGGGAGGUCACUACACAGCCUACUGCAGGAACUCUGUGGAUGCCCGCUGGUACAGUUACGAUGACAGCAAUGUGGAACAAGUUAUUGAGGAUGAGGUCUGCACCCGAGGGGGCUAUCUUCUAUUCUACCAAAAGAGGAAUGCCAUUCCAGUCUGGUCUGCCAGCAGCUCUGCUAAAGGGUCCACAAGCUCGGCCAUGUCUGAUCACUGGGUCUUAAGGCUGAACGGAAGCAAAAGAGAGAGCCUUGGGUCUCGAGCAACAACUAACUCCACUCCAGUGCCGAAAAUACCAGACUCUCCCAUCUUUCUUGAGAAGGAAAUGAACAUGGAGAAAGGGUCAAAGUCUUUUGCCCGAGGAGUGAAAGGCCGCAGUGCAAGUAUGAGAGUGUCUUCAGCUUCUAAACUAAAGUUGAGCAUCAGUAAAGCCAUGCCUCUCAGGUGGUCAUUUGGAUCUAAGGACAAGGCGAAGCCUGAAACUCGUGAGCUAGUGGAAUACUUGGAAUCGGGAAGACGACCGAAGUACACCAAUGAGCCCAUUGUGCCCAUGAUGACUAAUGCAGAAAAAUCUGCCAAUGGAGUUCCUCUAAACUUAAGCCAAUCAAAUAGCAAUGGUGCCAAUGGGAAAAGCUCUACAAAUGAACAGUCCAGACCAUUAUCCUCGUCUACAAAGAUGGACACCUUAAGGGGUAAACCAAAGGAGAAACUGGCCAAUCAGGAUAGUACUGUGCAAGCUAGAAAGGCAUAUGGGUCUACACAGUCCCAAAGCAAAGACAGAACCUCAAGUGGUGAAAGCCCAGUUGUUUCACCCCCAAAUAAUGCUGUGAAAGUCAAAGCUUCUUCAGGUCAAAAGGGAGAUAUUAACCAAAAACACCAUACAAAAGAUAACAGAGCAGACAAGACCAAACUCUCUGAAGGCGAAUCAGACGGGAAGUCAAACAAGUUGAGGACCAAUUUAUUGAAGAAAGAGCAAAGGAGACAGAGUAACUCUGAGACCCCAACCCUAUCCGAGCUCCAUAAUGGCAUCUCAAGGACUUCACUAUCUAAUGGGGUUGUAGUGUCUGAUGUGAGAACUAGUGGUACGAUGCCCUGGAAGCAGAAAGAGGAUCUCUCCAACAAUAAAUCUAAAAUGGACAUCAGACGAUCGCAUAGUUCAACCAGUGUCCAGACAAAAGCAGACUGGACCAUGAAGAAGUCCACUUCCCUGUACAGAAAUGGAAGUGCAACUCAUCAGUCAUCCAGACAGGUAGUCGCUGAGAAGACAUCUUCAAGUCCUCUGCAAAGAAUGAAAUACCAAACUUCCUCCCUUGGCAGGAAGAAAACUGUGCCUGAGUCCAGCUUCUAAUGACUCCUCACAUCUAAUGGGCCUAAUGGCCGAUUUGGGAUAAAAUUGGCACCAUACUAAAACUUUCGUAUAACCCCAUCUGCCAUCUGGUAUAGGACUAUGUGUUACUUGUUCACAAAAUUCACUACAGUUACCUUUAUCCUUCAAAAUUGUUCAAAGUGGAUAAGAUGGUCCUGAUCUUCUAGCAGAAGACUCUCGAUGAUCGAGCAGGUCUUCCAUGGUUCAUAUCAACCUGCAUAGCAGGAGAAACCUCCUUCCUAUUCAAAUUAGCUCUCCUCCCGAAGGAAGAAUAGUGCCACCUAUGGGUAAGUAAAUGUCUCGCCCUUUUAACCAGCCGUGGAGCAUGACUUAGGAUUUCAUCUAGUCAUGUUUCAAGGCUCUUUUAUGGGUUGGACAUUGGCUUUUAGGAUAGCUACCUACAGGUGGCACUAGAGAGAGAGUUUUUUGUGACAUUAAUUCCCUAGGAAUUGGUGAUGCCCCCAACAUAUGAAGAAUGAUUUCAUGUGCAAUAAUGGCCACCGUUACUACAUAAAAUGGCCACCGAAAUAAUUUUUUGUGGAUCAAAAUGCAAAAUUUUUCACAUUUUUACGUUCCACAUUAUUGCAGACCACGUCAUAGGACGCACGCUGUAUAUGGCAGAAUAUUAUACUCAUGUAGAUAUUGUAUUAUUUUUUUACAGAAAAAUCUACUGAGAUGAAGACAGUAUAAACAGACCAGUAAAUAUUUGUGAAGGUGUCCUCUGUGUUUUUAUAAAUAAAGUUAUAACAGAGGAUCACAUGACCUCGCCCAAACAUUGUAAUUUAUAUAUAUAUAUACACUUUAUAUUACAAUAUAUGAACUUUUCAAGUACCUUUUAACAACUGAAAAAAACAACU
Molecule: messenger RNA, 4608 nt
Organism: Bufo bufo (common toad)
Lineage: Eukaryota; Metazoa; Chordata; Amphibia; Anura; Bufonidae
Gene: USP43
Product: ubiquitin specific peptidase 43
Biological process (GO): protein deubiquitination
Molecular function (GO): cysteine-type deubiquitinase activity
Source: RefSeq, a predicted model, not a curated record